AUGGAUGCCUCCAGGGAUGAGCCAUGGCCAUCUGAUUCCUCAUUCAUCGUUUCCACACCUUCCACUCUUCCAUUUCAAGAUUCUCUAAAGCUGAGCCUAGAACAUCACAACAUAGACUUAGAAGCGGCCCAAGAAGAAGAUGAUUAUGACCAAAAAGCAGGAGAGGAAGGCAUAAGGCUUGACCUUACGCUAGCAGAAUAUGAUUAUAGUCAACCACAGCUCAACCAAGAACUCAAUCUCAUCGAAAGCUUAGACACAAGUGUAGUCACUCCGAGAAAUAACGGAUCAAGAUCCGUUGAACAGAAGCUCUUCUCAUGCAACUACUGUCAAAGAACGUUCUACAGCUCACAGGCCCUUGGUGGUCACCAAAACGCUCACAAAAGAGAAAGGACUUUGGCAAAGCGAGGUCAGCGGAUGGCAUCUUCAGCAGCUUUUGGGCAUCCAUAUGGUUUUGCUCCUGUCCCGUUCCACGGACAGUACAGCAACAGAUCGUUGGAUAUUCAGGCACACUCAAUGAGUCACAAGCUAAGUUCAUAUAACGUUUUUGGUGGUGAAUAUGGUCAGAUCAACUGGUCAAGGAUACCACUUGUUCAGCAACCAGCCAUAGGUAAACUAUCUUCAACAGAGAAUCAUCAUCAUCAUCAGAUGAUUACUCCAUCGUUGGCUUCAACAUGUGAAAGCUUUGGUAGGUUCGAUGUGGGAAGGAUUCCAGUAGAGUUUGCUACUCCUGAAAUGUGGCGAAGAAGCGGAGAAUUGUCUAAGACUGCUGAAGAAGAAAAGCAGAAAAGCCUUGACUUAUCCCUCAAACUCUGA
This is a messenger RNA of Microthlaspi erraticum, 813 nucleotides long. NCBI's taxonomy places the organism in Eukaryota, Viridiplantae, Streptophyta, Magnoliopsida, Brassicales, Brassicaceae. The record is from the annotation of a GenBank genome assembly.